Molecule: messenger RNA, 829 nt
Organism: Clupea harengus (Atlantic herring)
Lineage: Eukaryota; Metazoa; Chordata; Actinopteri; Clupeiformes; Clupeidae
Product: cytochrome P450 2K3-like
Exons: 4
Biological process (GO): xenobiotic metabolic process
Cellular component (GO): cytoplasm; intracellular membrane-bounded organelle
Molecular function (GO): oxidoreductase activity, acting on paired donors, with incorporation or reduction of molecular oxygen, reduced flavin or flavoprotein as one donor, and incorporation of one atom of oxygen; heme binding; iron ion binding
Source: RefSeq, a predicted model, not a curated record
AAAGGGAGGGCUUUGCCACUUUGCCACUUUGCCAAGGGCUAACACACACACAGGGCUUAUAGCAGUUAUUUCCUAAGAAAACCUCUACAGAACCUGCCGUGAUCUCGAAAAAAAAUCACGUUUUCAGAUUUUAAUCAGUUUGGUUUUGGAAUUCAGAAUUCACAAAGGAUCGUUUCAGAGAUAAGAUUUAAUAUGGAAAAACAAUCCGGGCUUCAGGAGCAACUGCUGUGAGACAGACACACACACACACACACAAACACACACACACACACACUAGGCUUCAGGAGCAACCGCUGUGAGACUGAGACUGAGACCGGCAGGAGAAACAGUUGAUCCAGUCUAGACCGAAACCAUGGUUCUAGUCGAAGGCCUCGUGUCAGUGUCGGGUUCUCUGUUGGCUGUGGUUCUCCUCCUCCUGCUGCUGCUGCUGUACCUGUCCCCCUCCGGACCCGACCCGAGACCCGAGGGCUGCCGUCCAGAACCUCCUGGACCCAGAGCGCUCCCCCUGCUGGGGAACCUCCUGCAGCUGGACCUCAAGAGGACCUACAGAAGCCUCUGUGAGCUGUCCAAGAAGUACGGCCCGGUCUUCACGGUGUCCUUUGGGCCCAAGAAGGUGGUGGUUCUGGCCGGGUACAAGACCGUCAAGCAGGCCCUGCAGAACCAGGCGGAGGAGUUCGCAGAUCGAGACAUCACACCUGUGUUCCACGACUUAAACCACGGACAUGGGAUUAUCUUCUCCAACGGGGAAAACUGGCGGGAGAUGAGGCGCUUCGCCCUGUCCAACCUCCGGGACUUCGGCAUGGGCAAGAGGGGGAGCGAGGAGAAGAUC